This is a messenger RNA of Diachasma alloeum, 2086 nucleotides long. RefSeq names its product myogenesis-regulating glycosidase (gene tobi). The transcript is spliced from 7 exons. NCBI's taxonomy places the organism in Eukaryota, Metazoa, Arthropoda, Insecta, Hymenoptera, Braconidae. Gene Ontology annotation, biological process: carbohydrate metabolic process. The record is from RefSeq and is a predicted model, not a curated record. Gene Ontology annotation, molecular function: hydrolase activity, hydrolyzing O-glycosyl compounds. The coding region runs from base 10 to 1971 and encodes 653 amino acids.
GCCGUGAGAAUGGGUCUCGUCAAGUUGACCGUUCUGUUGCUCAUCGGCAGUGCGUUAUCCUGCCAGCUUCCUGACGUGCCGAACCCUCCAACACGCGUCAGACAGGUCUCAAAAAAUGCAGUGAUCGAAAUCGAGGGGAGAGCCGGUGGCUCGGUAGUUCUCAAUGCCACGAAGAACGAUGGCACAAACAUGAGAAUUGAACUUCAAUUCUCCGAUUCGUCACCAACCGCUACCCCAAGGGUAACGAGCUGCGGUCAAUUCUACACCUGCAUCGCUGAUGAAAAAGGAACUCACACGACCAUCGAAGUGGUCCCCACUCGUGAAUUCGUGAAAGUUCAAAGGAACUCAUCUUCACCCUCGAGUCGUUUCAGCGAUUGCUUCUCAUUGCGAGACGACACGCAAUGGGUGGGUGGUCCCCAGCACCGGUACCAGCACUGGCCGAUCCAGCACAUGUACUUCGACGAAGAGCCUUAUGUCCCGUCCCACCCGACGAAUAUGGCCAUCACCGAGAGGUACUGGCUCUCCAGCAGAGGUUUCUACAUUCACGUCUCCCCAUACGUCCACCUCUUCCUGGACCAGAACAACAUCAAGGAUAAGUACCUGUGCCUGGUGACCAAGAACAAGGCGCCAUACACCCCAGGUAAGAACACCACAACCUCCUACGAAUUCGGAUUCUUCAACAAUUCCCGUCUCGCGCACGAGUCCGUCAUCAACCGUCACUUUGGAAAGCCAUCUGGACAUCCUGAUGCCCGUAUGGUCCAGCACCCCAUCUACUCGACCUGGGCCAGGUACAAGGCCAACGUCAGCGAGAAAGUCGUCAACGAUUUUGUGGAUGAGAUCGUCUCUUAUAAAUUCAACAACAGCCAGUUGGAGAUAGACGACAAUUGGGAGACCUGCUACGGAUCUGCUACAUUCGACACUAAGAAAUUCCCCAAUAUCACUCGACUCGCUGAUACUCUCAGGAAGAAGGGUUUCAGGAAUACACUUUGGAUUCAUCCUUUCAUUAAUAUUGGGUGUGAACCUGCUUAUUCUUACGCUCGUAAUAAUAGUUACUUUGUGAAGAAUAGCGAUGGGAGUACGUACACUACAUGGUGGCAAGGCAACAAUGGAGCUGGAGUAAUAGAUUUCACAAAUCCAAAGGCCGUUAGCUGGUGGGUGGGAAGAUUGAAAGCCCUCGAAAGACUGGGAAUAGACUCCUUCAAAUUCGAUGCUGGUGAGUCAUCAUGGCUCCCCCAGAUAUCCGAAUUGGCUGGAGCACCCGGAUUGAAACCAGGAAUCUUCACCAAGGAUUACGUGAAUGCGCUUGCGAUCAACUUCAACAGCAUGAUCGAGGCUCGAGUCGGCUGGGACUCGCAGGACCUCCCGAUCUUCAUCAGGAUGAUCGACAAGGACACGAGGUACACUUGGAACAAUGGGCUGCCAACGUUGAUCACGACCCUCCUGCAGAUGAACCUGGCGGGGUACGUUUGGGUUCUUCCAGACAUGAUCGGGGGGAAUGGGUAUUUGAAUGGAUCAUUGAAUGGCACUUUCCUGCCCACGAAGGACCUCUUCAUCAGGUGGCUGCAGUGCAAUGUGUUCAUGCCUUCUUUGCAGUAUUCUUUCGUCCCUUGGGAUUACGAUACCGAGACGGUUACAAUCAGCCGAAAAUUCACGGAUCUUCAUGCUGAAAUAGCGCCGACUAUCCUGAGACUCAUGAAUGUAACGGUCAGUACUGGAGCCCCACUGAAUCCCCCCAUCUGGUGGGUCGACCCUACCGAUCAGGAGGCUCACAAAAUCAACGAUGAGUUCCUCCUGGGAGAGGAAAUCCUCGUAGCCCCAGUGAUUGAGGAAAACGUGAGCUCUCGCGACGUCUACCUGCCUAGAGGGACCUGGAGGGAUGCUAAUACCAAUCGUAGUUAUGUCGGACCAACUUGGAUACGAAACUACCCUGCACCACUGAACGUUCUCCCAUGGUUUAGAAAACAAGCAUAAUUUUUGAAUGGUCUUAUCGAAUGCAAAAUGUUAUGUAGUUUAUAUAUCUAAGGAGGAAUGAUCGAUUGAAAAAUCAUAAAAAUACUGUGUUAUCAAUAAAAACAUCUGAAUCGUC